UCGGCAGAGCGUUAGGCUAAGGUGUCGGGAUCGCGGGCAGUCCAAGCAUGUACGAAAAAUACAAUUUUUCGGUUCUUCCAGCAGUGGUAUUUCUGACUGGCUUUGGGAACUUGUAGAUUUCGGACGGGCGGGAAAGCGUGGACUUCAACAGAAGUGUGAGUUCAUUCAGGUUGGUCUCAGGGAAGGUUUCUUGAGCAAUCAAUACCCGUUCGUGGUCGACGAGUCUUAUCUCAACAAUCACAAAUCCGCAAAGGUUCGCACUUCAACUCUUGUUCGAUACGAGGACGAAAAUUUUUCUUCAGAACAAGUAUCUAGAAGUCGCGGAGCUCCGAAAGCGAAGGUGGCACCGAGUUCAUCUUCAUCUCGAGUUGUGAGGGAGAAUCUUGAGACGGAAAAUCCGUACGUGAACUCUUCAGCUGCGAGUGCUAGCCGACCGGCGGGGGAAUUUUCUUUCGAAGGGGUUACAUUUACAGUUUUUGAGGCGGCGGGUGUUUCAGGAGGAUCUUCAAGCUCAUCGGGAGCGGUGGCGGUUCCGGAGCCAAAGGCAGCUCCGCUGAGGAGGGAACUUCAAUUGACGUAUCGCCCUUGUUAUCCUUCGCAACAUUGCUAUAGACCCUUUACUGACCGAGUGGAAAGGAUCGAGCAAGUUGAUUUAGUUGGUAUCCGGGAUAAAAGCAUCGUCAAAGUUCUCUUUUUAGACUGGCAUCAGGUGGUGGAUCGUGGACGUGACGGUAAGACCGACACGCUGGGAAAGGUGCUUGAGGAAGUCCAGAAUUAUUCGCCAGCUGUUUCAGUGAUUCACGUGAAGCUUCCGCGGAAACCCUCCUUUGGAGGCCGUGCUCCGGCGGUUUCGUUCUUUGCUGAGUCCGAGCAGUUGAUUGAAGACUGGCUGUUGAGGAUGCCGUUCCAGAGCGAGGCGCUGAGCCAUUUGGCUCCGCUUCAGGGGUGUGGAAAGGGCCUGCCGUACUUGGUGGAAGAGGGGAUGCAAGUUUGCAAAGACUUUUUCAGUGAAGGGCCAGUUCUCAAGCCCCAGAAGGCCAUCAUGCGCCGGUACAUGAUGGACCAAAGAG
Molecule: messenger RNA, 1070 nt
Organism: Cladocopium goreaui
Lineage: Eukaryota; Dinophyceae; Suessiales; Symbiodiniaceae
Source: the annotation of a GenBank genome assembly